Molecule: messenger RNA, 528 nt
Organism: Cotesia congregata
Lineage: Eukaryota; Metazoa; Arthropoda; Insecta; Hymenoptera; Braconidae
Source: the annotation of a GenBank genome assembly
AUGAAAUAUGACUCGGAUUUGCUGUUGCUAUUUUUUGUGAUACUAUCAAGGAUUAAGAUUUUAAUAAUCGUACCGAUAUAUAUUUGUAUGAUAUCGUUAUUUCUUCAGAAGCUUGUCAGUUCAUCGAGAUCAGUGAAUAACCUUACGAAUAGAAUUGGAUGUUAUGGCUUUACUGAAGCAGAAACUCCUCCUGGACAACAUUUAUUUCUGUCUUUACCAAAAGAAGAGCGAGAGGAUUUUUUAACUUAUUGCCUCGGAAAUGUCAUUUUCCAAAAUACAACAUCGCCAUUUACACGAGACAAUAAUUUCACCCCUGAGGAUUUGGGAAUAGACAAAAAUUUAAUACAAAAAUUCCAAAAUUUAACGGUACCAGAAAACUUCACGAACAAUCUUUACACCUUCGUUAAAUCCCAAUACAAUAUGGACCAACAUAGUUUACGGAGUUUAAUUCUUCAGCGCAUGGUUUGCUUAUCAAAUGGCACUUGCGUGGACAUGUCUGAUGUCGGCAGUAUGUGUUGCCCAUUUUAA